CACACACACACACAGUGAAGUGAACAAAACACACUGAUAUAUACACUUUCCCCCUUCAUUCGCUGAUUCCUUUGCUUUGCUUCACUCUUUUUCUCUUCCGAUCCGCGUUGCUGUUAAUCCCAAUUUUAACCUAAUUCAUCCCCCUUCGUUUAUAUAAACAACCAAAAAAUUGGGGAUUAGUUUAUUCUGUGUAGACGGAGUCGCAGAGAAUUGAAGGACAGAAAAGUAAUACAAUUCAAAAGCGCUCCAUGAAUUUCGCAAUGCAUGGAAUUGGGGAGAAUCGUUUAUCGUGGGUGUGUGGCUUGUGAUUGUGGAUUGUGUUUGGAUACAAGGAAGCAUUUCCCUGUUACUUUGAUGUGAAGCAAAGAAACUUUACUGCACCAUGGGAUAGUGAUAUAUGUUUGUACAAUACAUAGGUAUCAAUAUGAAUUUAUAGGAAGAUCUGAUGGUUGGUCAGGCACCUCCUCCUAGUCACUUUGUACGCUUGGAGAACAAGAGGGCUAAAAAUAAUCUUUAUAUGAGAAAGAGAACAAGGAUGCGUAAGUGGCUGUGCUGCACCUGUCAAGUAGAGGAGUCCUAUCAUCCCGAUGAAAACGAACACCUCAAGAGCCCGAGAGAUAAUGGUGAUGGGCAUCAAAGAGGCUCAAAGGUAUCUGCUCCCGUGAAACCUGAAGUUCAGAAGGAAUUACCUUCUAUCGAGGUACCUUCACUCUCCCUUGAGGAACUAAAAGAGAAAACCGACAAUUUUGGAUCAAAGUCACUAAUUGGCGAAGGAUCAUAUGGGAGAGUUUACUUCGCACAAUUGAAUGAUGGGAAAGAGGUUGCUGUCAAGAAGCUUGAUGUAUCUUCUGAGCCUGAUUCAAAUGUUGAGUUCUUGACUCAGGUUUCGAUGGUGUCAAGAUUGAAGCAUGAUAAUAUUGUUGAAAUGCUUGGCUACUGUGUUGAUGGCAAUCUUCGCGUCUUAGCUUAUGAAUUUGCCACCAUGGGAUCUCUUCACGACAUUCUACAUGGAAGGAAAGGGGUGCAAGGGGCACAACCUGGUCCAACACUCGACUGGAUACACCGGGUUAAAAUUGCUGUUGAUGCUGCCAGGGGUUUGGAGCAUUUGCAUGAGAAGCUUCAGCCAUCAAUAAUUCAUAGAGAUAUCAGAUCCAGCAAUGUACUUCUUUUUGAAGACUACAAGGCCAAGAUUGCCGACUUUAAUCUUUCAAACCAAGCUCCUGACAUGGCUGCCCGACUUCAUUCUACUCGAGUUCUGGGAACCUUUGGUUAUCAUGCUCCAGAGUACGCAAUGACAGGACAAUUGACACAGAAGAGCGAUGUUUAUAGCUUCGGGGUUGUUCUGCUUGAGCUUUUGACUGGAAGGAAGCCUGUUGAUCAUACCAUGCCUCGUGGACAGCAGAGUCUUGUUACUUGGGCCACACCUAGAUUGAGUGAGGACAAAGUGAAACAAUGUGUUGACCCAAAACUCAAGGACUAUCCCCCUAAAGGGGUAGCCAAGUUGGCAGCUGUUGCAGCAUUGUGUGUGCAGUAUGAAGCAGAGUUCCGGCCGAAUAUGAGCAUUGUUGUGAAGGCUCUGCAGCCCCUUCUGAGGUCGACUGUCCCUGCUCCUGAGACAAGUUGAAUUGCGAGGUUUGGAUCAAUUAUGACAUACAUGAGGUGCCGCCUAUUUCUUCAGCCUUUGCUUCUCUGGGUUUGAGAUGUGUUCGGGUUUCUGUUGGGAUUCGUUUUUCUUUUGUUGGUAGUGAUGUAUUGUAAGUCAUGACUGGAUUGACUACUUUGCUGCUUAGGCAAAAGAUUGACGCCAUAAACAUGGAAUACCCUUAUUUUUAAAAUCUUUUCAAAUUGUUUGGAUUGAUUGUGAA
Messenger RNA from Salvia splendens (bonfire salvia), 1865 nucleotides. RefSeq names its product PTI1-like tyrosine-protein kinase 3. The transcript has 9 exons. NCBI's taxonomy places the organism in Eukaryota, Viridiplantae, Streptophyta, Magnoliopsida, Lamiales, Lamiaceae. Bases 446 to 1624 code for a protein of 392 amino acids. Gene Ontology annotation, biological process: protein phosphorylation. The record is from RefSeq and is a predicted model, not a curated record. Gene Ontology annotation, molecular function: protein tyrosine kinase activity; ATP binding.